AUGUGUGACACAGAUUCGUCGGAUGGUAUUUUCUUCCAAGUACAAGAACUUGGCAGGGCAACAGUAUCUUUUCCAAAUGACGCCGACUCACGAGUACUGAAUUUAGCCAAUACAGAACUGGCCGAUUCACCUGAUUCGGUUCAUAUUUUCUGGUCUUAUCCAGCUGGAGUCAUGACAUUGAUCAUUGAAACACCAUAUACAAAGCAAUAUCAACCAUAUACCAUUUCUCUCGAUACCGAACACAUGCGACCAUCUGUUGAACAUAUUUAUCGACUGUUAGACGGUCGAAAAAUAGAAAUUCCGAUCAACAAUGCAAAAAGUAUUCAAAAAUCGGACUCUAAUUAUCAAGUCAUUCUCGAAUUCCAUGGUCCACCACAAAUGAAAACCUAUGGAGUUAACAUCAAUUAUGAUAUCUCUCCAAAUUAA
Rotaria sp. Silwood2 is the source of this 426-nucleotide messenger RNA. NCBI's taxonomy places the organism in Eukaryota, Metazoa, Rotifera, Eurotatoria, Philodinida, Philodinidae. The record is from the annotation of a GenBank genome assembly.